AACGACUUCUGCACGAUCACCAACUAUUUCACACCCUCAAACAUGUCGCACCGAAAGUUUGAGGCGCCUCGUCACGGUUCGCUGGCAUUCUUGCCACGCAAGCGAGCUGCACGUCAUCGGGGAAAGGUCAAGAGCUUCCCCAAAGAUGACCCGAAGCAAAAGGUGCACCUCACGGCGGCGAUGGGCUACAAGGCGGGCAUGACGACCAUCGUGCGCGACCUCGACCGCCCGGGAGCGAAGAACCACAAGAAGGAGAUCGUCGAGGCUUGCACAGUCAUCGAAACUCCUCCGAUGAUGGUUGUUGGCUUGGUGGGAUACAUCGAGACGCCUCGCGGCCUCCGCUCGUUGACUACUGUCUGGGCUGAGCAUCUUUCCGACGAGCUGAAGAGACGCUUCUACAAGAACUGGUACCGGAGUAAGAAGAAGGCCUUCACCAAGUACGCGAAGAAGCACGCCGAGGAGAGUGGCAAGAGCAUCACCCGCGACCUGGAGCGCAUCAAGAAGUACUGCACCGUCGUCCGCGUGCUCGCCCACACCCAGAUCCACAAGACCCCGCUCAAGCAGAAGAAGGCGCAUCUGAUGGAGAUCCAAGUCAACGGCGGCUCUAUUGCCGACAAGGUCGAGUUCGCCCACGGCCUCUUUGAGAAGCCGGCGGAGAUCGACACCAUCUUCGAGCAGGACGAGAUGAUCGACUGCAUUGCCGUCACCAAGGGUCACGGUUUCCAGGGUGUCACCAGCCGCUGGGGUACGAAGAAGCUUCCUCGCAAGACGCACAAGGGUCUGCGCAAGGUUGCUUGUAUCGGUGCAUGGCAUCCGUCCCACGUGCAGUGGACCGUUGCCCGUGCGGGUCAAAUGGGAUACCACCACCGUACUUCCGUCAACCACAAGGUCUACCGCGUUGGCAAGGGCUCGGAUGAGGGCAACGCCGCCACCGAGUCGGACGUCAGCAAGAAGCAGAUCACUCCAUUGGGUGGUUUCGUGCGAUACGGCGAGGUCAAGAACGACUUUGUGCUGCUCAAGGGCUCCGUGCCGGGUGUGAAGAAGCGUGUCAUGACUCUCCGCAAAUCCAUGUUCAUCCACACUUCCCGACGUGCACUGGAGAAGAUCGACCUCAAGUGGAUCGACACCAGCAGCAAGUUCGGUCACGGUGCAUACCAGACGCCGGCGGAGAAGAAGCAGUUUGUGGGUACGCUGAAGAAGGACUUGCAGACCGCGGCAUGAGCUCGCUGAGGAGGAUCCGGGCCACGGCAUGCAUUGAAGGAAUCGGCGUUCACGCAGUGAGUACCUUUGCUCUCUGCACUGCAGUUCAAUCACAGCGUACUUGAGUAUUGCUGGCAGGUAGAACUCGAAUUGAAAAUACCAAAGCAACUACUGCCUUCCAAAC
Messenger RNA from Neohortaea acidophila, 1384 nucleotides. Its product is annotated as ribosomal protein L3-domain-containing protein. The coding region runs from base 43 to 1221 and encodes 392 amino acids. Gene Ontology annotation, molecular function: RNA binding; structural constituent of ribosome. Gene Ontology annotation, cellular component: cytosolic large ribosomal subunit; ribosome. NCBI's taxonomy places the organism in Eukaryota, Fungi, Ascomycota, Dothideomycetes, Mycosphaerellales, Teratosphaeriaceae. Gene Ontology annotation, biological process: ribosomal large subunit assembly; translation. The transcript is spliced from 4 exons. The record is from RefSeq and is a predicted model, not a curated record.